UCGCACGUUGUUCCACAGUGCACUGGUAGAAAUAAAUCCUUAACUCGUUGGAACCGUGCAGAAAAUGAGCUCCAAACGAGGGGACACACAUCGGUCCCGGGCACAGAAGCACCAGAACUCGUUCGCUUUCAAAAAUAACCUACACGACAAGCACACACCGCUCAUCAAGCUGAUAACCAACCUGAACGUGUGCGAGGUGUGUGAGCACUGCAAGAGCGUGAUCGAUUGGAAAAUCAAAUACCGGAAGUAUAAGCCGUUAACGCAGCCCAAGUCGUGUAAUAAGUGUGGCGAACGAAAGGUGAAACGUGCCUACCAUGAGAUCUGCCGCGAGUGUGCCCUCAGUAGCCGGUGUUGCGCCAAGUGUCUCAAGUCAGCCGAUGACGCGAGCAUCAUUCCUCCAGAACCGUCACCGGAGGAACAGGUCAAACUGAAGGCCGAAAUGGAUCAGUUGAUCAAAUCGCUUCCCGAGCGAAAACGGCGCACCUUUCUACGCUACAUGAACCGCGGGAAGAAGAAGCAAAGGAACGGCGCGGCUGACUCGGACUCGGAUACGGAUGCCGGAGGCGAUGGUAGAAGAAAGAAACCAGAUGCCGCUGUGCUGAGGACACGCGAAGAGCUGAUGGAAAAGUUCGAGCAGCUCAAGCUGGCCUCCGGCAAGCAGGAGGAAGACGAUUCCGAAGGUUUCAGUAGCGAAGACGAAGAUUACGAUGGCUUAUCGAGUGUAGAUGAUUUGUCAAGUGAAGUUGAAAAUGAAAAAUAAAUCAAGCUGUUUAUUUGUUACU
Anopheles cruzii is the source of this 782-nucleotide messenger RNA. RefSeq lists its product as uncharacterized. The transcript has a single exon. Lineage: Eukaryota; Metazoa; Arthropoda; Insecta; Diptera; Culicidae. The coding region runs from base 65 to 760 and encodes 231 amino acids. The record is from RefSeq and is a predicted model, not a curated record.